Messenger RNA from Macrobrachium nipponense, 3475 nucleotides. Its product is annotated as oocyte zinc finger protein XlCOF6-like. The transcript has 3 exons. The record is from RefSeq and is a predicted model, not a curated record. Gene Ontology annotation, molecular function: RNA polymerase II cis-regulatory region sequence-specific DNA binding; DNA-binding transcription factor activity, RNA polymerase II-specific. NCBI's taxonomy places the organism in Eukaryota, Metazoa, Arthropoda, Malacostraca, Decapoda, Palaemonidae. Gene Ontology annotation, cellular component: transcription regulator complex; PcG protein complex; chromatin. Gene Ontology annotation, biological process: regulation of transcription by RNA polymerase II. The coding region runs from base 956 to 3016 and encodes 686 amino acids.
CGUCUCGUCCAAGGUGUAAAAAAUUUAUUAUAUGAUAUCUAUGGUUCCAUCGAUUGCCCACAAAACGUCAACAAACCAGUGAUCUGACUUUCACGAUUUUCAAGAUUUCUUAGUUUUUAAAGUGAAAUUCGCCGCAGGACUUUAUCAAAUGAUUCCAAAUGAUUUGAAGGAAUAGAAGUGGCAUUUUUGCACAGCCUUACUGCAGUUUGACGUUUCUGACAAGAUUUCAGCUGAUUUGGAGCCUAGAAAUUGGCAAUUUUGCCCAACGAACCUUAACUUCAAAGUUUCUCAGUGGUACCAUGCUCCUGAUAGUAUAUCAAGAAUUGUGAAGGGUGGUAUAUAACCUUUUAUGCGGGUGAAAAAACAAUGGCCAUGUACUAUGAUGCCAGUUUCAUUAAUGAUUGCUAAGUGAAUGAUGAGUUAAGCUAUUUAGAUCAUUUAAUUUUACUGCCUUCACUUCAGUUGAUAAAUAUUGUACAGUACUGUUUUAGAAAGAAGACCAUUUUAACGUCAAGAUUUGCAAAGAAGACUCUCUUACAGGACAUAACGAAAGAUUGUAUAUGAAGUAGGAAUUAAUAUUAUUAUUAUGCAUCUUAUAUAAUGUAGUUUGGAUGUCAUUUUAUGUUAAGUUUCAUAGAUGCAUUUAGAAAACUAAGCUUAAAGCACAUUUUGAUUGGAUAUAUACUCUGUUGGUUUUGUUGACUGUUCUAUGUAGUUAGAAAGAGGUGAAGAAAAAUAUGUGGCAUUGGUUAAAUGUAAAUUUCUGCUUGUCUGAUAGGGCUAGUUUUUGCACAAUGUUACAUUAGUUAAUACUUUGAAGUGUACAUAAGAAAUAGGGCUUGAUAGCAUUGCUUCAGAAAGAUGAGGACAUUAUGAGAAUACCUGUACUUUUAUGUAUAGGAAAACUUUGAGAAAGUCGUUGGUUGUAAAAGUAGGCAUUUAGCUAGGAGUGACAAUGAAUGUUGAAAAUGUUUAUAUAAAAGUAGAGGAAGAAGAUAUUGGAGAGAAAUCUCCUAGCCAUUUAUUGUCAUAUGACAAAGGGACAAGUUUAUCAGGGAGAGCUGAUGUAGAUGGGAAAAUAGACACAAAAAGUAAAGUCAGCAUUUUGAAAAAAUCUUUAAAAGGUCCUAAAGGACAGGAUUUGAAACGCUGUCCUUAUGAUGAAGGCAUUAGUAACAAUUUUUCUGCUGCAUUGGAUAUGACGAAGAAACGUUUUGAAAUCUCCCCAUCAUUGGUUGAAUCUCAUAGGACUGAGGGUAAAUUAAACUUUGAAAAAUGUACAGCAGACCUUAGAGACAACGCACCAACUACCUCAUCGUCAUCUGUUGAAAAAGAGAAUUCUGAGAAGCCAGAAAAUGGGAUAAGUUCUUGUGAAAACAGUGUGGUAAGUGGUAGAGAAGACCAGCCAUCUACCUCUUCUUCAAAGGCAACCGGAGUGAGACUGUCAGAAAAACUCAGGAUGAUUAUUAGGGAGAAUUCUCCCGCAACACCUCCUCCUGUCCGUAAGAAAGGAGCGAGGUCAUCAGAAAAAGGUGACUCUGGGCCUCGUGCUGCCAAAGGCACAGAUGAAUCCUUAACCUGUGAUGUUUGUGGCAAGAGUUUUGUUAAAAAGAGUAACCUUAACAAACACAAGAAAAUACAUACGGGUGAACGACCAUUUGUUUGUAGUGUUUGUGGGAAGGAUUUUGUUUACAAAGAAGGUGUUGAGGAGCAUAUGAUAAUACACACAGGGGAACGCCCUUUUUCUUGUUCUAUAUGUGGUAAGACCUUUUACAAAAAGGGUGCACUAAACCAACAUAAAAGAAUACACACUGGGGAGAGGCCAUUCUUUUGUGAGCUCUGUGGAAAGAGUUUCAUUCAGGCAGGACACCUUGCAAGUCAUAAAUUAAUUCACUCAGGAGACAAACCAUUUACGUGCGAGUUAUGUGGGAAGAACUUUCUUCGGAAGGCAAACCUUGAUAAGCAUGCAAGGAUACACUCUGGAGAACGACCGUUUGCUUGUAAUGUGUGUGGUAUGAGGUUUAUACACAAAGUAAGCCUCGAUAAACAUACGAAGAUACAUACAAUGGAUGAUCCAUUUACUUGUGAAAUAUGUGGAAAGAAGUUCAUUCAUAAGGAUAGUUAUAGUAACCAUGUGAGAGUGCACACAAGGGAAAGAGCAUUUUCUUGUGACAUGUGUGGCAAGAAUUUUAUGAAGAAAGAUAACCUUAAUUUGCACAUGAGAAACCAUAUGGGGGAAAGGCCUUUCCAAUGCAAUGUCUGUGGGAAGAGUUUCACUGUUAAAGAUCACUUGAAGCAACAUAUGAGAAAACACACCGGAGAAAGGCCAUAUAGUUGUAGUAUAUGUAAUAAAAGGUUCACCCAGCAAGGAACUCUUUACAAACACAUAAGGAUACACACAGGGGAACGUCCUUUCUCCUGUGCCUUUUGUGGGCUCAGUUUUACUCAAAAGGGACAUCUUACAAGACACAGGAUGAAACAUACGGGCGAACAACCCUUCUUGUGUGUUGUCUGCGGCAAGGACUUCAGAGACAGGGCGACUCUCAAGAUCCACUUGAAGUCUCACUCAGGUCAACAUCUGUAUCCUUGUUUUGAGUGCGGGCAGAUUCUGUACAGUGAAAGCAGUCUUGACGAACACAUGAAGAGCCACACUGGAACAAAAUUAUAUACAUGUGAAGAGUGUGGCUUAAAUUAUAAUGAUGAAGGAAGUUUAAGGGCUCAUAAGAAAUGUAGUCACUCUUCAGAAAAAUCUUUCAUUGGUAGUGAAGUGGAAGAGGGUUUUGCAAGAAGUAAAGACUUGAACGUUGAUGUGGCGUUGCAGGGUAAAUCUGGGGAAAGAACACACUUAAUGCCAGGGAUGGCAAGUAGCUUUGUUGAGACACAUCUAGUUGUCAGUGACUCGGUGAUAAAAGACCCUGCCCCAGUUGUUGCCAAAGAACCAGAGGGUCAAGUCCGUGAAUUUGAUCAGAUUUUUAUCAAAGAAGAAGUGGAUGAUCCAGGAGAUAAUUUUUCGUGAGGAUUGUAAUUGCUGUUAACCUUUUUGUCUGGAUGACACUUCUUUAUGAAGAAAAAGAAGUUGAAUUUUUUAGAUUCUAGGGUUAGCAAUCCAAAAAUUUUAUUGGAGGGUUUGCUGAUCCUUAUCACAAAACAAGGGAUACAGCUGUAUAUUGUGUGAAUAAAAGAUAUUGAUAAUCAUAUGUUGUGCUUCAUUGAGAAGCCAAAUAUCCAUGAGAAUUGUUAAUGCCAAGUGACUUGAAAACACUGUUAUAAUUGAGAAUUUUAAUAGGUUAUGGGUUUGGAUGAGAAAUAUGUAUGAAAAAUUCAAUAGAAAUGUACUCUGUAGGAGCUUGUGUCUUUAGUACUGAGUACUUGUAAUACUUGUAACAGUAGUUAUGUGCGUAGCCAUUUUCUAUAAUGUGGGGAUCUGAAGUUCUUUGGAAUUUUAUAUAAAAAUAAACUAUAUUUUUGCUACACA